Messenger RNA from Oncorhynchus nerka (sockeye salmon), 4445 nucleotides. RefSeq names its product histone-lysine N-methyltransferase MECOM-like. NCBI's taxonomy places the organism in Eukaryota, Metazoa, Chordata, Actinopteri, Salmoniformes, Salmonidae. The coding region runs from base 484 to 4413 and encodes 1309 amino acids. The record is from RefSeq and is a predicted model, not a curated record. Gene Ontology annotation, molecular function: protein binding. The transcript is spliced from 17 exons.
UUUCCUAGUGUUCGCUGUGAUGGUCAAAACACAAUUAAAACUUAUACAACAUUUAAUGAAAACGUUUCACAUUAGUAAUUUAGCCGAACAUUGAUGAAUGUGAUUUAAUUUUAACACAAAAGGUAGGCAUGCACGGUGAGAGUUUGAGAAUAGUUCAUUAUAAUUAAUGUCUCCGGCUCUCCGUAGAUUCGAGGUCGUGUCGGCUCUGUUUCAUAUUCCGUGAUCUUUAAAGAUCUUACACGAAGGGAUCUCUCUGCGAUUGCCAUCUGACUAGAUCAGUCAUAUCAAGUGAUAAAUCGUUCCAAACUUUUUUGGCGGUGCUGCCAGUUUGGCUAUGCGCAUGUGCGAAGGUGUCCAAACUGACAAUGCUGGAGAGAUAGCGAGUCUGGAUUGAGAAACACAGAGAAAAGGACAGAGAAAAAAGAAAAAGGAGGAAAAGAUCCAAGAAAAAAUCUAACAAACCCACGCCGAAGGACUGGCAUCAUGAGGUCCAAAGGCAGGGCACGGAAACUGGCCACAAGUAAUGGUGACGACUUUGUCCUCUACCCCUCUGAUAUCCUGGAUGAUGUGUGUGUACCGGACGGAGACCCCGAGGCACCAACCUCGGCCCCCCCAGCAGAGGACUCCCCCUCCCCUGGCUUCUCCGCUGAUGAUGAUGCCUCUCCCCUGGAGCCAUCCCCCUUCCAUUCUGCCCUCUACAUGCCCCAGGACGAGAUGCCCAUUCCCCCCGACUUCCAACUGCGCCAGUCGGGCGUCCCCGGUGUCAGCGGCGGCCUGGGCAUCUGGGCACAGAGGACGGUGGACGUGGGCGAGCGCUUAGGACCAUACGUGGGCGAGCAGCGGGCGUGCCUGAGACACCCCACCCAAGGCUGGGAGAUCUUGGACGGGUCGGGCCAUGUAAAGUUCUGUGUGGAUGCCAGCGAGCCUGAUAUCGGGAGCUGGCUGAAGCACAUCCAGUUUUCCCCCACGGCCCACCAACACAACCUGACGCCGUGCCAGAUAGAUGAUCAGAUUUUCUACAGAGUGACUCGAGAGAUCCAACCAGGAGAGGAGCUGCUUCUGUACAUGAAGGCAGAGGAUUAUUUAUGUGACAGCAUGGCUCCUGAUAUGCACGAGGAGAGACAGUAUCGCUGUGAGGAUUGUGACCAGCUCUUUGAGUCUGUCUCUGAGCUGCUGGACCACCAGAAGGUUCCGUGUGGGACACCCAUCUCAGCCUUCCUGGGGAACCCUGGAGGGGACAGUAGUGACCUGGAAGGCCUGGAGCCCCACGACCUGCACCUGUCCCACAGCCUCAGCCACGAUGGCCACGACCACGACGGCCCCCAAGAGUGUAAGGAGUGUGAUCAGGUGUUCCCCGACCUCCAGAGUCUGGAAGCUCACUCUCUGUCUCACUCGGAGGAGAGGGAAUACAAGUGUGACCAGUGCCCCAAGGCCUUCAAUUGGAAAUCCAACCUGAUUCGUCAUCAGAUGUCACAUGACAGUGGCAAGCACUACGAAUGUGAAAACUGCACAAAGGUACAGUCAUGUACCUGCUCAAAGCAGGUGUUCACAGACCCCAGUAACCUGCAGAGGCACAUCCGCUCGCAGCACGUGGGGGCGCGGGCUCACGCCUGUCCCGAUUGCGGGAAGACCUUUGCCACGUCCUCUGGCCUGAAGCAGCACAAGCACAUCCACAGCAGCGUCAAGCCCUUCAUAUGUAAGUCACUCAGACCCUUCAUAUGCGAGGUGUGCCACAAGUCCUAUACGCAGUUCUCCAACCUGUGCCGCCACAAGCGCAUGCACGCCGACUGCCGCACCCAGAUCAAGUGUAAGGACUGUGGCCAGAUGUUCAGCACCACCUCCUCCCUCAACAAGCACCGGCGCUUCUGUGAGGGCAAGAACCAUUUCACGGCAGGGGGGUUGUUCGCUCAUGCCCAGGGCAUGUCCCUCCCCGGUGUCCCUGGUGCCAUGGACAAGGCCGCUAUGGGUGGGAUGGGGCACAGCAGUGCCAGCCUGGCAGACUACUUUGGGAACCGGCACCACAGUGGCCUGACGUUUCCAUCCGCCCCUGGCUUCCCCUUCAGCUUCCCGGGCCUGUUCUCUUCUGGACUGUACCACCGACCCACCCUCAUCCCGGCCACCUCCCCAGUCAGACGGCCCCUAGGUCCAGGUACGGAGCACAGCAAGGGCCCCCUCCUGUCGCCCAGCCCCAGGGCCCAGGAGGCCAGAGAGCUGCUCAAGACCCUCCGCAAGGAGGCAUCGCCCGGCAACGAGCAGCCUCAGGGGACAGAGCAGCGACAGGCCCAGGGCUCCUCCUCCAAGCAGAGGCAUGGCGGCGGCAAGAUGAGCAGCCAGUCAGAGAGCAGCGACCUGGAUGACGUGAGCACGCCCAGUGGGAGCGACCUGGAUACCACGUCAGGCUCGGAGCUGGAGAGCGACAUCGAGAGCGAAGGCCAGCGGGAGAGGGCACCCCGGGAGAACGGGAAGGGGCCCAAGAGGAAGGCGGGCGGAGGCCCCCAGAGCCCCACCAUCCUGACCAGUAACCAUACUAAGGAGUUCCAAGGCGGCCCCGCCUUGUUCCCUCCCUCGCUGGACGAGCACACGGCUGUCUCAGGGGCGGUCAAUGACUCCAUCAAGGCCAUCGCCUCCAUCGCUGAGAGGUACUUUGGCUCCACGGGGCUGGCGGGCCUGCAGGACAAGAAGGUAGGCGCCCUGCCCUACCCCUCCAUGUUCCCCCUGCCCUUCUUCCCAACCUUCUCCCCACCCGUCUACCCAUUCCCAGAGAGAGAGCUCAGACCUCCAGGCCUCAAGGGGGAGCCCCAGUCCCCACCUGAUGAACCCACCAAGAAAGGCCAGAGCAGGACCUCUGAGUCGCCCUUUGACCUUACCACCAAGCGCAAGCAGGAGGAGAAGGUCCCCGCCCCCUUUACCCCCGUCUCCAAUUCCAAACUGGAGGCCUCCUCACGUUCCACCAAUCAGGACCAGCCGCUGGAUUUGAGCAUGGGCGGCACGAGGCACCGCAGCAGUAGCCGCACCUCCCGGAGGGAGGAGUCGAAGAAGAUCCACGUGUUUGGAGAAAACACGGCAGGGGUGGAGCUUCCUAAAGCCGACACCUCUCUGCAGCACGCUAGGCCCACCCCCUUCUUCAUGGACCCAAUCUACAGCAGGGUUGAGAAGAGGAAGAUGAACGAUCCGUUUGAGGCUCUGAAAGACAAGUACAUGCGGCCCGCCCCCGGCUUCCUCUUCCAUCCACAGUUUCGUAUGCCAGAUCAGAGAUCCUGGAUGUCGGCCAUUGAGAACAUGGCGGAGAAGCUGGAGACGUUUGGUUCACUUAACCCCGAGUCAGGUGACCUGAUGCGCUCCGUCCCCUCCAUGUUUGACUUCCGAGCCCCGCCCACUGCCCUCCCCGAGACGCUACUGCGCAAGGGCAAGGAGCGCUACACCUGCAGAUACUGCGGUAAACUAUUCCCACGGUCUGCCAACCUGACCCGCCACUUAAGGACACACACGGGAGAGCAACCGUACAGGUGUAAGUACUGCGACCGCUCGUUCAGCAUCUCCUCCAACCUGCAGCGCCACAUCCGCAACAUCCACAACAAGGAGAAGCCCUUCAAGUGUCACCUGUGUGACCGCUGCUUCGGCCAGCAGACCAACCUGGACCGUCACCUCAAGAAGCACGAGAACGGUAACCUCUCAGGAACGGCUGCGUCCUCCCCUCGGUCAGAGCUGGACAGCAGCAGUGCCAUCCUGGACGACAAAGAGGACUCCUACUUCAACGAAAUACGAAACUUUAUCGGCAACACAGGCCAGAACCAGCCGUCCCCUGACCAUUCUGAGGAAGGGUUGAACGGGGGUCCUUUCGAGGAGGAGAAGCCCCUGAUGGCCAGCCACGGGUCACGUGACCUGGAGGAGGGGGAGGGGGAGGAGCUUGGCGCCGAGGAGGAGGAGGAGGAGGAAGGGGAGCAGAGCGACUCCGCUGCUGGGAAACCUAGAGACGAAGCUCCCCCCAGCAACCUAGAUGAUGACAUCAUACACAACGAAAUAGAAUUUGACGGACCUAGCGAUUUGGACCUCAACUGCAAGACCUCCCCAAGGAGGGAUUCGGUUGUCUCCCUCCUCUCCAGCUAUGAGGAGGAAGAGGAUCAGAGUAGCUACUCUGCGCUGGAUCACAUCCGCCACUUCUCUGACAUGCAUAAGAUGGAGGACAGUGAGUUCAGUGACGGGGACGGCACUGCCUUCGGCUCCCCCAGCCUGCCUGAGGCCGUCAAACAGCCCCUGUACAGGAAAUCCAAGUCCCAGGCGUACGCCAUGAUGCUGUCUCUGGCUGACAAGGACGCACUCCACCCAACCAACCACACACCAGCCACCAUGUGGCACAGCCUGGCGCGGGCCGCUGCUGAGUCCAGUGCCAUCCAGUCCCUCAGCCAUGUAUGAUACCCCGAUCCCUGACCUCUAACCCCCCCCCC